Molecule: messenger RNA, 4086 nt
Organism: Myodes glareolus (Bank vole)
Lineage: Eukaryota; Metazoa; Chordata; Mammalia; Rodentia; Cricetidae
Source: RefSeq, a predicted model, not a curated record
AUGGAAGCUCACGUGAACAAGAACUUUGCAGAGAACACCAUGAAUGAACUUCUUGGCUGGUACGGCUAUGACAAAGUUGAAUUAAAAGACGGUGAAGACAUUGAGUUCAGGAGCUACCCUACUGAUGGGGAGAGCCGGCAGCACAUUUCUGUUCUCAAAGAAAAUUCCUUGCCAAAACCAAAAUUACCGGAGGACAGUGUUAUUUCAUCAUACAAUAUAAGCGCAGGCUAUUCAGGCCUUGCCACUGGGAAUGGACUCAGUGACUCACCUGCAGGGUCAAAGGACCAUGGCAAUGUGCCCAUUAUUGUACCUUUAAUCCCACCACCUUUCAUAAAGCCGCCAGCAGAAGAUGAUGUGUCAAAUGUACAAAUAAUGUGUGCCUGGUGCCAGAAAGUGGGAAUCAAGCGCUAUUCCCUGAGUAUGGGAAGUGAGGUGAAAAGCUUCUGCAGCGAGAAAUGCUUUGCCGCCUGCCGGAGAGCCUACUUCAAAAGAAACAAGGCUAGAGAUGAAGAUGGACGUGCUGAAACUUUCCCCCAGCAGCACUAUGCUAAGGAAACUCCAAGGCUUGCCUUCAAGAAUAACUGCGAACUACUUGUGUGUGACUGGUGUAAACACAUAAGGCAUACAAAAGAAUACCUGGAUUUUGGGGACGGGGAAAGAAGGCUUCAGUUCUGCAGUGCAAAAUGUCUCAAUCAAUACAAAAUGGACAUUUUCUACAAAGAGACACAGGCCAAUCUUCCAGCUGGGCUGUGCAGCACAUUACACCCUCACAUGGAAAGUAAAGCAGAAGGCACCGGGGUGCAGCUGCUCACUCCAGACUCUUGGAAUAUCCCACUAACAGAUGCUCGGAGGAAGGCUCCCUCCCCGGUGACUGCAGCUGGCCAAAGCCAGGGCCCUGGCCCAUCCUCGUCCACCACCGUCUCUCCAUCUGACACUGCCAACUGCUCUGUCACUAAAAUCCCCACGCCAGUGCCCAAGUCCCUCCCCAUCAGCGAGACUCCAAAUAUCCCUCCUGUCUCGGUCCAGCCACCUGCUAGCAUCGGACCUCCGCUGGGCGUCCCGCCUCGCAGCCCUCCCAUGGUGAUGACCAACCGCGGCCCGGUGCCGCUGCCCAUCUUCAUGGAGCAGCAGAUCAUACAGCAGAUCCGCCCGCCCUUCAUUCGCGGGCCGCCGCACCACGCCUCCAACCCCAACAGCCCCCUGUCCAAUCCCAUACUUCCGGGCAUUGGGCCUCCGCCCGGUGGCCCCAGAAACCUUGGCCCCACUUCCAGCCCCAUGCACCGGCCCAUGCUAUCACCCCACAUCCACCCACCAAGCACCCCUACCAUGCCUGGGAACCCCCCGGGGUUGCUGCCCCCACCGCCCCCGGGCGCGCCCUUGCCCAGCCUUCCCUUCCCUCCGGUAAGCAUGAUGCCAAACGGCCCGAUGCCAGUGCCCCAAAUGAUGAACUUCGGGCUGCCGUCGCUUGCCCCGCUGGUGCCGCCCCCUACGCUACUCGUGCCGUACCCAGUGAUCGUGCCCCUGCCGGUGCCCAUCCCUAUCCCUAUCCCCAUUCCCCAUGUCAACGAUUCCAAGCCCCCCAACGGAUUCUCGAGCAACGGGGAGAGCUUCGUUCCGAGUGCCCCAGGCGACUCGGCGGCAGCGGGAGGCAAGUCGGGGGGACGCUCCCUGUCUCCGCGGGACUCCAAGCAGGGCUCGUCCAAAACGGCCGACUCGCCGCCUGGAAGCUCCGGCCAGGCUCUGAGCCUGGCGCCCUCCGAGCGCGGCCGUGGGGAGGUGGUGGACCUGACCCGGCGCGCCGGCAGCCCCCAACCACCGCCCCCAGUGCCACCCAAAAAGCUGCUGUCGCCAGAGGAGCCCGCGGUGAACGAGCUGGAGUCUGUCAAGGAGAAUAACUGCGCUUCCAACUGCCACCUGGAUGGGGAGGCGACCAAAAAGCUGAUGGGGGAGGAGACCCUGGCGGGGGGCGACAAAUCAGACCCAAACCUCAAUAAUCCCGCGGACGAGGACCACGCCUAUGCUCUACGGAUGCUGCCCAAGACCGGCUGCGUGAUCCAGCCUGUGCCAAAACCCACAGAGAAGGCUGCCAUGGCACCGUGUGUCAUCUCCUCGCCCAUGCUCAGCGCCGGCCCCGAGGACCUGGAGCCGCCGCUCAAAAGGAGGUGCCUCCGAAUUAGAAACCAGAAUAAGUAAAAGGAACACCCGCUCCCAGGGUACCUUGCAUGGAGAGAGGGCGUGGAGCAAAUCCUGUCAUGCCAUCCAAUGACACCAGCUGGUCAGCUCACCACCCCCCUCUGGCUAACGUUCAAGCAAAUAACACAGCUUCCUGUCAUUAAACAUCUUGGAGGAAGCAGCCCUCCCUGGUGGCCUCUAGGCCAGAGAAGCCAGCAAGUCUUGGACCCACCGAGCUCGGGCCCAGCAUUCCUGCUCCUUCCAUCUCUGCUUCUCCCCAGAGGAACUUAGGGAUUUCGCUGGUUGAAAACAAACAAACAAACAAACAAACACCACCAACACGCCACAAGGACCAAUGUAGGUAUUCUCCUCACCCCAUCUUCAAGGCUGUACGACUGAGGCCGGAAGAUGUUAGGGACUGGAAAACAAGAGUCUUUUUUAAAUCUUUUUAAGAACUUCUGUGGUUUGCUGCUACGAUGAGAGUUGUGAUUUGCUUUUAUGGUUUAGGAACAGAGCUGUUCACGUUUUCUGGUGAGGAGAAGCGAUGGUGCUGGAGUCCCAAAGCUUCAGAUGCAUCUGCCCCAGCCCACGAUGCACUUUUAAAUGAAGAGGUAGAAUAUUUUAUUGGCUAAUAUACUUUUCAUGUUAUUUUUUACAAAGGCCACCUUUAUCCUUUUUGAUGCCAUAUUUUCAGUGUUACACUUUUAUGGCUUUUAAUUUUCGAUCCGCCAGAUGUAAGAAGCAGCAUGGAUAGUUUAUACUGUGGUUUUACGGAGACCGAAUGCCAAGAGAACUCGGUAAAUGUUUCUUCUUCUCAGCUUUCUCUUGAAAUGCCCCUAAAUAGCGCCCCAUUUGGGAACAGAGAGUGAGUGUCGAACUGAAGACCAAAAUGCCCUCAAGGUGUAAUAUAAUCUGAGGGGGGGGGGGAUAUUUGCUGGGCGUCAGGAGAGACUCGGAUGAAAUUUCAACCCUGAUGGUUUUCGGAGAUCCAGGAAGUCAGUGAGACAAUCUCUCUAUACGCAGAGCCCUUUCAUGAUAAUUAGAAUGGUAUGGGCGAACCAAUGAAAACAAGAGGAAAGUGAGAAAGAUCGCCCAGGAUUCUGUUUCACUGUUUGCUUUCUCCUGUCAUGCUUAAGAGAAAUGUGCAAUUCGAUCCUCGAUCAGCGGGUGGAGGAUAACAGGGUAGAUUUACUUGUGUGCACUUGUACAGUUGUAGCUGCGAGUCCAGAGUCCUCUAGAACAUGUGUGCCGACGCUGAGUUGGCGAGACAGUCGUGGAGUGCCCCAGUCUGAUGAGAAAAAAAGAAAAGAAAAGGAAAAAAAAUUUAAAAAAAAAAAGAGAAGAAAACCUUAAAAAAAAAAAGUCAAAUCAAAUCACCUUGUGAUUCAGUGUAUCUGUUUACUAACUCAAAUAAAAGCAAUUGUUCCCUCUGGAGGGGUCUGGGUGCCCCACCCCUCCAGGCCAUGGAGCCUCAGCAGGAGGGUGGCGGUCAUGGUGGGAGGGGAAGCAGGGCUGGCCUCUCUGGUCGCAGCACUGGGGCCGCAGAUGCGUGUACAUACUGUAUUUCUAUGCCCUCCUUUGUACAGUCGAGUCAGGCUGCUGUCUUACAGGUGCUCCUUAUUUAUUAGAGCCGUCAGAGCUUGGGGGACACACCUGGCGAGCAAGCUCGCUUUUUAAACAUGAAAUCGGGGGUGGGGGGUGGGGGAAAAGGGAGGCGGGAGGGAGGUAGCGCUCUCAAGCCCAGGGAGAGGUUUAUAAAAGGGAAUGGAAAACCUUCCAACAGCAAAUUAAAGCAGCCAACAGCCCACCACCAAACCCACCUGUGAGGAGGCCGCAGCCCCUCUGGGUGCUCCUUUUCCCGCGGUGUCAGAUUCGUCGGACGAAAUAAAUCUCUGAGAAACGACGACGCACUUA